CUCAUCGCAAAUGGAGUCGUCGGAGGAGUAGCGCAGAAGGAGCUAGAUCCAGGAACCCUGAGCCCUCGUCCUUCCCCUCUUGCGUCCGCCACCCUGGGCGCGAGGUUGAAAGCAGCCGGUCCAGCUGAGCUCUGAGCCCGGGAAAACCCAUCCAGCGACCAAGGCCUUGGGGCAAGGGCCCCGGGGCGGCCCGAACGGGGCGGGGCUGGAUGGGGCGGGGUCGCGGCUCCUCCCCCGUCCCCGGCCCGGGCGGCGGGGCGGACCGGCCGGCUGGAGGGGCUGUGCGCCAAGGCGGGUGCUACAAGCCUGGAGCGCCCGGCGGCGGAGGCGGCGGGAACCCCGGACCCCUCCCCAGGCCGAGCCUUGCAGCCUUGCAACUGGACCCAGAAAACUCCUACCCCAAGGGGCUCCGGGGAAGACCAUCUCAGCAGCCCUUUAGAACACAGAGAAGAGGUGCAAGGCAGCUGGCUCACCGCUCAUUCCCCCCUUCUUCUGGAAGGAAGAAAGGAGUGACGUCUCCCCACAUCACCAAGGAUGACACUAAACACACAGCAGGAAGCCAAGACCCCCCUGCGCCGGCGAGCCAGCACCCCACUGCCCCUGUCCUCCAGGGGCCCCCAGCCUGGCCGCCUGUGCCCACCACCAGCCACUCAACCCCAGCACCCACGGCUGGGCCUGUCGGCCUCCCUCAACCCUCCCACCCGGGUGCCUUCCCCUGCCCCCGACAGCUGGUCCUCAGAAUCCAGCGACUCUGAAGGCCCCUGGGAGGCCCUGUACCGCGUGGUGCUGCUCGGCGAUCCCGGCGUGGGCAAGACCAGCCUGGCCAACCUCUUUGCAGGAAAGCAAGAGCGGGACCUCCAUGAGCAGUUGGGAGAGGGUGUGUAUGAGAGGACGCUCACAGUGGACGGAGAGGACACUACCCUGCUGGUCAUGGACACGUGGGAAGCCGAGAGAUUGGAGGAAAGCUGGAAGCAGGAGCAGGGCCUGCAGGUGGGCAGUGCCUACGUCAUCGUCUACUCCAUCGCAGACCGGCGCAGCUUUGAGAGCGCCUCUGAGCUCCGCAUUCAGCUAAGGCGCGCACACCAGGCAGACCACGUGCCCAUCAUCCUGGUGGGCAACAAAGCCGACCUGGCCCGCUGCCGGGAAGUCUCCGUGGAAGAGGGCCGCGCCUGUGCUGUGGUGUUCGACUGCAAGUUCAUCGAGACGUCAGCAGCUUUGCAGCACAACGUGGCCGAGCUCUUCGAAGGCGUGGUACGCCAACUGCGCCUGCGCCGCCACGACAGCACUGCCCAGGAGCCACCUGCGCCCCGCCGCCAGGCCAGCCUCGGACAGCGCGCUCGUCGCUUCCUGGCACGCCUGACGGCCCGCAGUGCCCGCCGCCGGGCGCUCAAGGCCCAGUCCAAGUCCUGCCACAACCUGGCGGUGCUGUGAGGCCUCCUUCCCUGCUGAGGUGGCCGGACACUGAGGUGCCAUCUGGCCUCCACCAAUGCCACCAAAGAGGAAAGAGUCGUCCCUCCUGGAGCCUGUGUCAUGACCACACAGAAGGCCUGUGCAGCUCCCAGAGCCAGAACCUUGGCGACUGUUCUGCCCUCCAGAAGCCAUGGACAGACUAGAAGAACUAAGCUUCAAAUGGGCAUGAAGUGGGGUUCUGUACACAGUGAGGGUAUUUCUGUAAGUCUUCUCUGUCGCUGGGCCCUGGCCAAACCUGGGGAACCCUCACAAUAAACCAGUCUGGCCGAAUGCCCUGUCUGAACAAGCUGACCUCUCCUUACUGUGACUGUGCUUCCUACCCCAUCUUCAACUCUGGCUGCAAACCUAUUUAGCCUAUAGCCUGGGUGUCAGGGCCCAUCCUUAGCUGGUUGGACCAGCUGCGUGCUCGGACACUUCUCCCAACCUGGGUGCAGUGCCUGUCUGGGUCUUUGAGAGGUUAACUGGGUAUGAUGAGCUGUUGUUUUCUUA
Messenger RNA from Ochotona princeps (American pika), 1959 nucleotides. RefSeq names its product RRAD and GEM like GTPase 1 (gene REM1). Lineage: Eukaryota; Metazoa; Chordata; Mammalia; Lagomorpha; Ochotonidae. The transcript is spliced from 5 exons. The coding region runs from base 535 to 1431 and encodes 298 amino acids. Gene Ontology annotation, cellular component: plasma membrane. Gene Ontology annotation, molecular function: GTPase activity; calcium channel regulator activity; GTP binding. The record is from RefSeq and is a predicted model, not a curated record. Gene Ontology annotation, biological process: negative regulation of high voltage-gated calcium channel activity.